UAUGGUUAGAAUGUUAGUCAAUACUAUUUUAUUGUAGUUGUUUACUCAAAUAACUUCAUUUGCAGUGGUGAGAUCUGAAUGAUCUACAACCACUUUGCAUACAUUUAUUCUAGUGGUUAGAAGGCUAAUGAAAUUUUGAAUUAUUAAAUUAAUACUCUGAUUAUCUCGAGCACAAAGAUCACGUCAAUAUGAGUACAAGCGUUUCAGUGAAGUUGAUGGACCUGCCCAUCGAGAUGAUUGAUAAAAUUUUAUCAUAUUUCUCCUAUGAUCAGAUUUCAAAGUUGAGAGGUGUAAAUCAGGCAUUUAACAACAUCUGCAGUGACAAGUUGAACAAAGGGUUCGCUCAGCUGGAACAGUUCCACACUAAGUGUUUGAAGGCGGUGAAGUCUCGGUUGCCUCGGAGAGAGUCGGAGAGGAAACAUCAUCCCCUGGCAAGGCACAGCGACAUUCUGAUGUCCGUAGAGACGAGGCUCUCGAUGUUGUCCAUGACGUAUAUGAAGUACAUUGAUGCACGUCACUGUUGUUUUAUUCCUGGAAAAGUGCUUGAUGAGGCUUUUAAAGCAUUAAGAGUUGUAAAUCAGAGUAUCAACAACACGCCUAAUACAUCUUCAAAUGUUAAUUACCUGACAUUGCCGAGACCUCAUGACUUUCUGCAAGAGUAUCGAGACAUCUCUUCAAUGGCUAUGGAACACUUUGACGACAAAAUUCUCCCCUCAAUUAGAGAGAAAAUGAGGCUUGAGAACCCUCGACUGUACUGUUUUAAAAGUAGAGCAGUGACAAAUAGGCUACUUCCUUUUUUAGGCAGACCUCCUUUCCUACAGCCAGUGAAAGUGCCACUGUCUCAAGACAAUGCCGGGGCCAUCAUCGUCGGUUGCUCUCGGCUCUUGCCCGCUACCAAACAGAACCUCGAGAAUGAUGGUGAGAGGGCUGUGACCAAGGCAAUGCCUUCAAUGAAGCUCUUUAGGAUGCUGCACCACACCAAAGCCAAGUGCAACAGCACCCAUAGAGACGUCUUGACUUUACAACGGACCACGAAGUCGGUUUUACACAAAAUCAAGUGUCAGAAUGUUCUGGUGAAACAGAGAUUAAAUGCACAAAAGAUGAUGUUAAAGCACAUGAAAAGAGAGCUUAGAGACACCAGGAAUGCUAUGAAUGUUAUGAGCAAAGAACUAAACCGAUUGAAGUUUGAACAAACGUCUUCUGGAGUUUCAGCUUCAGAAGAGAGAUCAUCCACUGAUGAACAUAAUUUGCCAGUUGCUUUGCCAACAUUGUGCAUCCCUUUCAUCAAUAGUAAGGCUUCAACUGAAACAAAAGGUGUGAAGAGGAAACGAGACAGUUCUAAUGAAAUUACAAGUAAAGAUGCAUUUUGUAAAUUGUUAUGUAAUAAGUGAGUAUUGUAAUUUUUGUGUAUAUUUUUACUGGGCACUUUUAAAAUCUAUGCUUUAAUUAAAACCAUCAUGUAUACCUGAUGUUUGUAUUUACUUGUAUUUUUGUGAGUUGUAAAUAAAAGAGAAGUUGUGAACAGUACUGCAAUUAUUAUUCAAUGCUAAAGUGCCAUAUUGUGUAAGUUAAUUUAUAUUAGAGAAAUAUUUGGAAUAAACUUGUCACUUAUUCAUUUAUUUGGGUAGUAAUGAAAGUAACGACCGGAACAGCAAAGUACAUGUUUCACGUUAUUAACUUAUUGGAAUCGUCCUACUGAACAAAAAAAUGUAAGGUUGAAGUUAUAGAAAUAAAAAAAUGGAACUACUUUUCACACGCGGAGCAAUAUUUCCAUGUUGUACUUCUGUGUCGGACUCAUGUGACCUUUGUGACCGUGAUGCAUCAUCAGAUGCGCCACCAUGAGCAGACUUUCGGGCCAUAUGAACGACGUUUUUCUUAAUUUCGAGCUACAAAUUAAUUAGUUGUUAUCGGUUUCAGACGAAUGCCAUCAGCGUGGGCUGCAGCAGUGGCGCUGCCCCACACUGAUGUCAGUGAAAGAAAAAAACAUCCCUCGAGAUAGUACAUAUCAGUAAAAUAUCAAAUUCUAGAGGGACUGAUCAGUAAUAUAAAUUUAAAAGUAAUUUAUGUAUAGUGUAAAAAACGUAAUAAAUCGUGUAAAAACCCAAUAUUAAUAUAUAAAUGGACAGUAAUAUACAACACUUACCAUUAAAACUAAAUAAUCUUGUUUCGGUCAAAACGUAAUCUCCUAACAUGCCCGACAGAACACUCCGGCACACACAAUUCACUAUGAUUCGUCGAACUAGUGGAUGAUUGAUGUAUGAUUGACAAGAACUCACUCAAUCCAAACUACAGUACACAGUAUCGAUAUCUUGUGAAGCACUGGACCACAACCCUGGAGCGAUCAGAUAACAGAUAAGCUAUCAGUCCCAGCUGCAGAUAACAUUGAAGUACAUAGAUAUCGAGACACAGCACACAAACAGAACAUUAAAAUAUUAUAAACUUAACUAUUUAUGAAUAUACUUCCUAAAACCAUGUUAUUUGCCAUUUGCACUCCCUAAAACCAUAUAUAUUUUUGUUCAGAAAGAUGAGCAGAAUAUGUUAAUAACGUCAAAUUCGUGAUUUCACGGGUCGGCCUUUAACCUCAUAGAUAUCUUUAUUUGGUGUUGUUUUUAUGAUAUUUUUAUUUAGUGGUUUGUUAUGUUGUUUGUUAAGUUUGUUCAAGUAAUUCUUUCUUUACGUAAUAAAAGAGCAUCUUGCUUUGGUUUCUUUAUUUUUUCGUUUUAAACAACUAAUAAUUCUUUUUCUUUUCCAAUUACUUGAUCUUUCUAUUUAUCUAGUGCAUAAAAAGAUACGUACAAACUAAACAAAAUCUACUGAAGAUUGAAAAAUAAUGCUCUCAAACCUCCUCUCUUCAGUAUAUUUUAGCAGAAAUUCCCAUUUCAGAUAACACACAAUAUGCCCUUGAUACAGUAAUACCCCUUUUACAACUGUAUAGAUCUUAUUCCAAAGCCAAUGCUUAUUAUAUAUAUAAAAUAUACUAUUCAGAAAUAUUAUUCGAUUCUUUCACGCUUUUAAUUUUUUUAAGACAAAAUGUGUCAGUUUUUAAAAAGCGCAUCGGUAAGUGGCUAUUAGAGUUAAGCAUAUUACGGGUGGAGAUCAUUGUACAGAGGACCUGACCCUUGACCCCAAGAUCAUGUCACUGUUACUGACAAGACACUUUCUCAUCUCACUCCUCUAUAAAUCUUGAAUUAGCCACACUGUACCAUUAUAUUUAUACGUUCACAACAAAGUACACAUUGAGCAAGAGCUGUUUGUACAGCUGUCGGAAGUUGAUCAAAAUAUUAAAUGGAAUAUCUAGAUAAAGGUCUAGAUCAUUGUAUAGGAUUUUAAGGAAAAAAAAACAUUGAUAUGAAAACUUACAGUUAAAUCCUGAAGAAAUAAUCGCAAAUUAAGGCUUUGUAACAUUGGAUUUGGGUAUACACUGUUUGUAAAGAUUCCAUUUAAGAUUUUGAUCAACUUCCGACAGGCUGUCCUGCUAAAAAGGAGAACUAUCACCACUCAUAAGGACAUGUAUUGGUUGUUAAAAACGUUAAUUUCUAACAGUUGAAGUGUAUCAUUUACACAAACUGACCCAUUAAAUCACUAUUUACAUCUAUUUUUAGCACCGCUGUUGUUUUAUCUAAACAAUGUAAUAGUUUUAAUAUAUUUUUGUAGUGUUAGCUUACUUUAGAUCUCACAAUGUGAUGGCAUAUAUAUUAUAAAUAAUAAUCACUGUAUCAAUGCCUGA
This is a messenger RNA of Homalodisca vitripennis (glassy-winged sharpshooter), 3727 nucleotides long. RefSeq lists its product as uncharacterized. The transcript has 9 exons. The coding region runs from base 189 to 1391 and encodes 400 amino acids. Gene Ontology annotation, molecular function: protein binding. Lineage: Eukaryota; Metazoa; Arthropoda; Insecta; Hemiptera; Cicadellidae. Gene Ontology annotation, biological process: protein polyubiquitination. The record is from RefSeq and is a predicted model, not a curated record.